Messenger RNA from Tetrahymena thermophila SB210, 921 nucleotides. RefSeq lists its product as hypothetical. The record is from RefSeq and is a predicted model, not a curated record. The transcript has a single exon. NCBI's taxonomy places the organism in Eukaryota, Ciliophora, Oligohymenophorea, Hymenostomatida, Tetrahymenidae.
AUGAAUAAAAAACUAUUUGCUUUUAUAGCAGUGUUAUGCUUCUUAAAAGUUGUUCUCUCUCAAUCUCCUUCUCCCUGUCCUAUUUGUACAUAUAGCCCUAGUGGCGACAACUAAUUAGGUCCAUGUAGCAACUGCCCUAAUGGAUUAUGUACAAAUGGUGUUGGGACAUUUGGAAUGUCUCAAAAUGUAUGUACAAUUAAAGCAUGCCCUAAAGGAUAAUAUAGCUCUUCAGGUUUUAAUUAUAGUGGACCUGGACUUUCUUGUUAAAGUUGUAAUGCAGGUACAUCAACUCCUAAUACUUAAACUAAAGGAACAGAUUAAUCUGUUUGUACUGUUAUUUUUAAAGCAUGUGCUAAAGGUAGUUAUUCUUCCUCAGGUUUAGAUACAGAUGGAUCUGGAGCUGGAUGUAGUUCUUGUACUACAGGCACAUCAACUCCUAAUACUUAAACUAUAGGAACAGAUUCAUCUGUUUGUACUAUUACUCUUAAAGCUUGUGCUAAAGGUAACUAUUCUGUCUCAGGAUUUGAUAGAGACGGAUCUGGAACUGGAUGUACUCUUUGUACUGCAGGUACAUCAACUCCUACAACUUAAACUAAAGGAACAGAUUAAUCUGUUUGUACUGUUACUCUUAAGGCCUGUCCUGCUGGCUCAUAUAGUGUAUCAUCAUUUGAUACAGAUGGUAAUGGAUCAGGUUGUAAUAAAUGUGCUGUUAAUACUUACUCUGCUUAAGGUGCUACUUCUUGCACUUCUUGCACUAAUAAUCGUACCUCUCCAGCUGGAUCUACUACUGUAACUGCUUGUGUAUGCCCAUAAGGAACAUCUGGUCCUACAGAUGGUGUAAGUUCAUGUUCCAUCACUACUAGUGGCUCAAUAAACACUCUUUUUAUAUCACUCAUUUUUAUUUUAAUGUCUUUAUUCUGA